Chanos chanos (milkfish) is the source of this 3254-nucleotide messenger RNA. It is a transcript of the gene ankib1a, whose product is annotated as ankyrin repeat and IBR domain containing 1a. The record is from RefSeq and is a predicted model, not a curated record. Gene Ontology annotation, biological process: protein ubiquitination. Lineage: Eukaryota; Metazoa; Chordata; Actinopteri; Gonorynchiformes; Chanidae. The coding region runs from base 1 to 3174 and encodes 1057 amino acids. Gene Ontology annotation, molecular function: zinc ion binding; ubiquitin-protein transferase activity; protein binding. The transcript is spliced from 19 exons.
AUGGGAAACACGGCCACCAAGUUCCGCAAGGCGCUGAUCAGCGGCGACGAGGGCCUGGCAUGGCAGCUGUAUGAGAGCAACCCCCAAUUUAAGGAUGCCCUGGACCCCAACGCCUCGUACGGAGAACCCUACCAACACAACACGCCCCUGCACUACGCCGCGCGCCACGCCAUGAGCCGACUCAUCAGGUCCUUCUUGUUCUGCAAGGACGGCAACCCGAACAAGCGCAACGUGCACAACGAGACCGCCCUCCACCUGCUCUGUAUGGGGCCUCAGAUACUGCAGGGGGAAGGGACGCUACACCCCCGCAUCACUCGCCCGCACGAGGACGAGCAGAAGAGGGCGGAGUGCCUUCAGAUGAUCCUCAAGUGGACGGGCGCCAAGCUGGACCAGGGCGAGUACGAGAGGGCCAACGUGAACGCCGCCGACAAUAAGAAGAACACCUGCCUGCACUACGCCGCCGCCUCAGGCAUGAAGACCUGCGUGGAGCUCCUGGUGAAGAGCGAGGCUGAUCUGUUUGCGGAAAACGACGAUCGGGAAACACCGUGCGACUGCGCUGAGAAACAGCAGCACAAAGAGUUGGCUCUCAGUCUGGAGUCUCAGAUGGUCUUCUCCCAGGACCCUGGUGCCCAGGCUGAAUACACCGCUCUGGACCGCAAAGAGCCGUAUGAGGGCUUGAAGAUUCAGGACCUGCGGAGGUUGAAGGACAUGUUGAUUGUAGAGACGGCAGACAUGCUACAAGCACCUCUUUUCACAGCUGAGGCUCUUCUACGAGCUCACGACUGGGACAGAGAGAAACUCCUGGAAGCUUGGAUGUCCAAUGCGGAAGACUGCUGCCAACGUUCAGGCGUUCAGAUGCCGACCCCUCCCCCCAGCGGCUACAACGCCUGGGACACCCUUCCUUCCCCCAGGACCCCUCGAACCACCCGUUCCUCUGUUACCUCGCCUGACGAAAUCAGCCUGUCGCCUGCCGACGAGGGUCUGGCCCUGUGUGGAAUUUGUAUGUGCACCAUCUCGGUGUUUGAGGACCCCGUGGACAUGUCGUGUGGGCAUGAAUUCUGCCGAGCAUGCUGGGAAGGGUUUUUGAAUUUAAAGAUCCAGGAGGGGGAGGCCCAUAACAUUUUCUGUCCAGCCUAUGACUGUUUCCAGCUGGUUCCUGUGGAGGUCAUAGAGAGCGUGGUUUCCAGGGAGAUGGACAGACGCUACUUGCAGUUUGACAUUAAGGCCUUUGUGGAUAAUAACCCGGCCAUUCGCUGGUGCCCCGUGGCGAGAUGUGAGAGGGCAGUUCGGCUGUCCAGACCGGGCCCCGGUGCCUCAGACCCCCUCAGCUUCCCCCUGCUCAGGGCCCCCGCUGUGGACUGUGGGAAGGGCCAUCUGUUCUGCUGGGAAUGCCUUGGUGAAGCCCAUGAGCCCUGUGACUGUCAGACAUGGAAAAUGUGGUUGCAGAAAGUCUCUGAGAUGAAGCCUGAGGAAUUGGCUGGAGUGAGUGAGGCCUACGAAGACGCUGCCAACUGCCUGUGGUUGCUGACCAACUCCAAACCCUGUGCCAACUGCAAGUCGCCAAUCCAGAAAAACGAAGGCUGUAAUCACAUGCAGUGUGCCAAGUGUAAAUAUGACUUCUGCUGGAUCUGUCUGGAGGAAUGGAAGAAACACAGCUCCUCUACCGGAGGUUACUACCGCUGUACCCGAUACGAGGUCAUUCAGCAGGUGGAGGAGCAGUCUAAGGAGAUGACAGUGGAGGCGGAGAAGAAGCACAAGAGCUUUCAGGAACUGGACCGUUUCAUGCACUAUUACACGCGAUACAAGAACCAUGAACACAGUUACCAACUAGAGCAGCGCCUCCUGAAAACGGCCAAAGAGAAGAUGGAACAGCUGAGCCAAGCCUUCACUGGAAGAGAAGGUCCUCCUCCAGACACCACCUUUAUAGAAGAUGGCGUGCACGAGCUUCUCAAGACCCGCCGCAUCCUUAAGUGCUCUUAUCCAUACGGUUUCUUUCUGGAACCCAAAAGCACAAAGAAAGAAAUAUUUGAACUUAUGCAGACUGAUCUGGAGAUGGUGACUGAGGAUCUUGCUCAGAAGGUGAACAGGCCUUACCUCCGCACACCUCGCCAUAAAAUCAUCAGUGCUGCCUGUCUUGUUCAGCAGAAGAGACGGGAGUUCCUGGCCUCCGUGGCCCGAGGCGUGGCCCCCAACGACUCCCCAGAGGUUCCACGCAGAAGCUUCGCCGGCGGAACGUGGGACUGGGAGUAUCUUGGAUUUGCUUCUCCUGAGGAGUAUUCAGAGUUUCAGUACAGACGGAGGCACAGACAACGGCGUAGAGGGGAUCUGCUCAGCCUGCACAGUCUCCGCAGCAACACACCUGACCCCAGUGACCCCAGCGACAGCACUUUAGAAACCCAAGAGGGAGGCAGUUCUCGAAGACACGGUCUCUCAACGGGGCUUGGCUCUCUCGACGAGGAUGACCCUAACAUCCUGCUGGCCAUCCAGCUUUCCCUGCAAGAGUCUGGGCUGGCCUUGGACUCCGAACCCCAGGACACACUAAACAACGAGGCAUCUUUGGGUGCUAUUGGUUCCUCUUUACCUUCGAGGCUGGAUCCAGUUCCCCACGCAGUGGAACUGCCCAGAGCUUCCCUCAGCAGCUCGGAGCUCCUAGAACUGGGCGACAGCCUCAUGAGACUGGGAAACCUCACCAACCAGUACCCUCCCCCGAACAUGAACCCUUACUCCGAGCCCCCCGGAGACGCCGACUGCCUCAACCCCUCAGACAAUGCCAACCUACUGGGCAACAUCAUGGCCUGGUUCCACGACAUGAACCCCCAGAACAUAGCACUCAUUCCCUCGGCCACGUCGGACUCCGGACCCCCGGACGCGCCCUCCUCCGGAGAGGUCGCGGAGCCGCAGGCAGAGACCCGAGAAGGAGAGGCGGAGGCGGGCAAACCCGAGCAGUUCGUGACCCUCCAGCAGUCGAAGGAGAGCAGUGAGCUUGAAAGGCCGAGCGUCCUGGAGCUGGAGCACGUGGAGGACGGGCUCCUGCCCAAGGCGGAACCGGACGCGGACGACCCGCGACGCGGCGCCGACCACGCUGCCGCCGUCCCCGGAAAGAACGACUCCGAAUCCAGCCCCCUGCGGCCCGAGCUCUCUCCGGAAUGGGAGGAGCAGGUGCACCUGGUGUGAGGGACGAGUCACAAAUGCAGUUCACCAACCUGAGUGCUCUUAACACGGCCAAACGCGUCAAGUACAGAAGCAACGGUGGU